This is a messenger RNA of Coccidioides immitis RS, 1777 nucleotides long. RefSeq lists its product as uncharacterized. Gene Ontology annotation, biological process: intra-Golgi vesicle-mediated transport. Gene Ontology annotation, cellular component: TRAPPII protein complex; trans-Golgi network. The coding region runs from base 42 to 1730 and encodes 562 amino acids. The transcript is spliced from 4 exons. NCBI's taxonomy places the organism in Eukaryota, Fungi, Ascomycota, Eurotiomycetes, Onygenales, Onygenaceae. The record is from RefSeq and is a predicted model, not a curated record.
UUUGACCACUCGACACAAAGGAAGGCACACCAAACGAGAUCAUGAGUGCUGAUAACUUUUUAAAAAAUGCAACAAUCAGCACAAUCAUCCCUUGCGCAUCAGAAGUCAAUCUCAAAAAUGAAUUGGAUCUCUUGUUGAGUGAUGGAAUCUACACAACCCCCUUAUCAUAUAUCCAGCAACGAGACUUGCUAAUCUUUGAUGAGAUUCUGACUGUGUAUAUUGUCCUUCAGUUGGUGAAUUGCACAGACGAUAGCUUGAAGGCGCAUCUACCAAAUGUGUUAGUGCAUUUGGAUGUUUUUGCUGCAAAUACUGCCAUUUCGAAGACCAAAGUUGAAGAUUUUCCCACAAAAGAGCUCAUAUUUUCUGGUUUUGUAAAAGAUUUCAAGGAUUCUCUUGUUAUACAUAAUGCAGGGGAUGAUGGAAAGGAACCCCAUAAUCAAGUAUAUGUUUUAUGGACCAUAGAUGUCUAUUUGCGUCGUCCACGUACUCGCCAUCAACAGCCUUCUGUAAUUUUUCAGGCAUCCGCAGCAUUAAGUUCUUCGACACGACUGCAUGGCACUGGACAGGAUGAUUUCUUACCGAGUCUCACUGCGGGUUCCUUGAAUAUCUUUCAACCUUUAGUUGGCCCUGCUUCGGACAAUUCUUCGGAGAUGUAUCUUCCGGCAUCAAGGCUUUUACAUGUGGCCCCUGUGAAAACCGAGGAGCGAGUCUACAAUAUAUCAGAGUCAUCCCAUAACCCCAUUCGCAUUGUUCCUGUGGCGAGCGCCAAAAUUCGCUAUUCUCGGCUGAAUACAUAUUGCAACCGCCCCGUGGCAAUAGCAAGCCUUGACUUCGAAAUGACUCCAUUCGCAAAACUCGAAACGAGCUUAGAAUCAAUAGAUUUGUCAUUGUCGAGUGGCAUUGUGGAGAACAUGGGUGCAUCCGCAGGGCUUGACCUGCCGAUACUCUGUCGCUCCCGGGAUGAUCUUACAUUUGUUUUUAAGCUGACUCCUAAUCAGACCGAGUGCUAUAAUGCUUCGACAACCGCCAUCCAUUCUGUUCUGGACAUCCAUAUCCGGGCUGUGGUUCUAAUUUCAGAAAACUGUCAGCCGAAAAUUUCGAUGCGCUGGAAAGCCAGCAUAGACUUUUCGUUGCCUCUUAACCCUAUAUUCGGGGGUCCUAGUCAAGUAUUACAACGGAACUGUCGGCCUGCCAGUCUUUCAAUGGCUCCUAGCGAAGCCACUCUCUCUGGAGAUAGAACAACACAAUGUGCCAUUGGGCUUGGUGUUUAUGUGUCUCUAUCAACCCCAACGAGCAUUGAGGUUGCCCAAGGGUUUGACUGGGAGGUUUUUGUGGUUAACCCUUCCAACCGAGUAAGAAAAUUUGCGAUAAUUGUGAUCCCAAUGCGUAAUAGUCUUCAUCGCCAGCGGUUUACUUCACGACAAUCAUCCUCUGCGCAAUCGUUGCAUGCAUUGGAGGUUGCACAUGCAGCUGUUGAUGAAAGCUUCACAUUUUCUAUGGUCAAAACCUCGGUGACCUCGUAUGAAACGGAGCUGAUAUGUCUAAAUCCUGACCUCAAGUUAAGCCCUCUAUUUCCCGGGUCAUGUUAUGCAGCUCUGUUGCCAAUGCUACCACUUUCCUCAGGUCUACUGAAUAUUGCGGCUGUCAAGAUUGUGGACCUAGAAACAAAUGAGUCAAUGGAAAUUAGGGAUCCACCGGACCUUACAGCUUCCUUAGCACCUAAUUUUUGAGCUGAUCCCCCGGUUUGGGACAUCUCUAUUAGCACAGUGGGACACCU